This is a messenger RNA of Spodoptera exigua (beet armyworm), 1741 nucleotides long. Lineage: Eukaryota; Metazoa; Arthropoda; Insecta; Lepidoptera; Noctuidae. The record is from the annotation of a GenBank genome assembly.
AGAAGAUCGAGAUAAAUCCAAGUUCAAGACGCAAGUGCACGUUGAAAACUGGCUGACUAUACAAAGUUCCCGAGGCUAGGACGCGGGCCCAUUCCGCUGUGGAGGACGACACGCGAAGCACCCUCGGCUGAUAGUGACCACACAAAAUGGACGUGCUUUUGACAUUUAUGUUAUUGACAUGCGCUCAUCAAGCAGUAUGGGGAGUCGAAGAUGGUUCUCUACCUGAUCUUCCACCAGGUGAGGCUCCGGAGCCAAUCCUGACAUUUAUGGAGAGGACUUACAAAACGGGCCGAGCUCGAGCUGCGUUUGAUGCUGGCUCUCCACUUCUGCUUACACCUUACAUCGAACAGAAGAAGCUGGAAGAAGCUAGGAAAGCAGCCUAUGUAGAUCCUGAAUAUCUGUUGCCUGAUAUGGACAGUUAUGCGGGGUACCUUACUGUAAACAAAAAAUACAACGCGAACCUAUGGUUCUGGUACUUCCCAGUGUCAGGUAAAUCUGUGGAGGACACUCCAUGGAUUAUCUGGCUGCAGGGAGGCCCGGGUGCCUCCUCACUGUAUGGACUCUUCACUGAAAUAGGACCUUUCUUCGUAUCCACCGACAAUAAUUUGGAAGAAAUCCACCAUUCUUGGGGUAAGAACCAUUCGUUGCUCUUCAUCGACAACCCAGUGGGAACUGGAUUCAGUUUCACAGACGACGACAGAGGAUACGCUACCAACCAAACCACGAUCGGAGAAAACUUAUACAACGCGUUGCAGCAGUUCCUAACAAUUUUCCCUGAACUUCGAAAAGCUCCACUCACUAUUGCUGGAGAGUCUUACGCUGGUAAACACAUACCUUCGCUUGGCGUCCAAAUCUUGUGGCACAGGCAUGAAGACGAGCCUAUUAAUCUACAGGGUCUGGCUAUAGGUAACGGUUUCAUCGAUCCCGUCACCCUCCAACGGUACAGUCACUUCGUGCGUGAGGUGGGUUUAGUGGAUGACAAAGUUGCUAAGUCCAUGAACGACCUAGAAACAGCCGUCGUGCAGUUCAUUAAUAACGGAGAGAUGGUUAAAGCUUACGCGUACUACAACUAUCUCCUCCAACUAUUCCUGUCUCACUCACAUCUUUCGAACCUUUACAAUUAUUUGCAAGACGAUAUUAACCUGGAAGGCGCAUACAUGGAUUAUAUUCAGAGGACCGAAGUCCGAAAAGCAUUACACGUUGGCAACACCAACUUCACGUCCAUCGGCGUUGUGUAUAGGAAACUUGUACCUGACUUUAUGGGCAGCGCUAAAAUGUGGCUGGAAGAGCUGUUAGAAAACUACAAAGUUAUGCUCUACAAUGGUCAUUUGGACAUCAUUGUGGCGUACCACCCGUCUUGCAGUACUUACAGUGCGCUAUCGUUCUCCGGGUCAGCAGCGUAUGCAAAAGCGAAGCGAACUCCUUGGUACCAUGAUGGAAAACUGGCUGGAUAUUACCGAGUGGCCGCCAAUCUCACAGAGGUUAUGAUCAGAGGUGCCGGUCACAUGGUGCCUGCAGACAAGCCGGCAGCUUCGCUCGGUCUGAUAUCAGCAUUCGCGCGCGGCAUUUCACUAAAGCAAGACACAGCUAGCCUCGUUGAUUCAGAAAAAAACUUGCUGCGACGGCGUCAGUUGCCACUGAAGUAGUCAACUCGAAAUUAAUUAACGCUUACUUGGUUAUCAUCGGUAUUGUUUUGUAUGAUGGAAUGGUAUUUUAAAUAAAAUGAAUUGUCAAAACAGUG